Callithrix jacchus (white-tufted-ear marmoset) is the source of this 5503-nucleotide messenger RNA. It is a transcript of the gene GABRA2, whose product is annotated as gamma-aminobutyric acid type A receptor subunit alpha2. NCBI's taxonomy places the organism in Eukaryota, Metazoa, Chordata, Mammalia, Primates, Cebidae. Gene Ontology annotation, biological process: gamma-aminobutyric acid signaling pathway; chloride transport; monoatomic ion transmembrane transport. Gene Ontology annotation, molecular function: extracellular ligand-gated monoatomic ion channel activity; GABA-A receptor activity. The record is from RefSeq and is a predicted model, not a curated record. Gene Ontology annotation, cellular component: membrane.
GUGCCCGCCACCGCCGGCGCGCACCGCGCCUCCGCCCGCGUCCCCACAAUUUCCCCCCCGCCCCAGCUCCUGCCACCGUUUUCCCCCUCCUCCUCUUCCUCCUCCUCCGCCCAUCACCACCACUACGAACGCCUUCGUCUCCUUCUACACCUCGCGCCGCCGCCGCUCCUCGCGCUCCGCUCUGGCUUCCACCAGCCCAUCACUCCACGCUCGCUCGGCUGCUGCAGUCUCUCUCUCUCUUUCUCUCUCUCUCUCUCUCUCUCUCUCUCUCUCUCUCUCUCUCUCUCUCUCUCUCUCUCUCUCUCUCUCAAGUUUCCUAUCUCGUCAAGAUCAGGGCAAAAGGAAGAGCACAGCGAAUUCUGCUCGCCGUUUCAGAGCGACGGUGAUGAAGACAAAAUUGAACAUCUACAACAUGCAGUUGCUGCUUUUUGUUUUCUUGGUGUGGGACCCUGCCAGGUUGGUGCUGGCUAACAUCCAAGAAGAUGAGGCUAAAAAUAACAUUACCAUCUUUACGAGAAUUCUUGACAGACUUCUGGAUGGUUACGAUAAUCGGCUUAGACCAGGACUGGGAGACAGUAUUACUGAAGUCUUCACUAACAUCUACGUGACCAGUUUUGGCCCUGUCUCAGAUACAGAUAUGGAAUACACAAUUGAUGUUUUCUUUCGACAAAAAUGGAAAGAUGAACGUUUAAAAUUUAAAGGUCCGAUGAACAUCCUUCGACUCAACAAUUUAAUGGCUAGCAAAAUCUGGACUCCAGAUACCUUUUUUCACAAUGGGAAAAAAUCAGUAGCUCAUAAUAUGACAAUGCCAAAUAAGUUGCUUCGAAUCCAGGAUGAUGGGACUCUGCUGUAUACAAUGAGGCUUACAGUUCAAGCUGAAUGCCCAAUGCACUUGGAGGAUUUCCCAAUGGAUGCUCAUUCGUGUCCUCUGAAAUUUGGCAGCUAUGCAUAUACAACUUCAGAGGUCACUUAUAUUUGGACUUACAAUGCAUCUGAUUCAGUACAGGUUGCUCCUGAUGGCUCUAGGUUAAAUCAGUAUGACCUUCUGGGCCAAUCAAUUGGAAAAGAGACAAUUAAAUCCAGUACAGGUGAAUACACUGUAAUGACAGCUCAUUUCCACUUGAAAAGAAAAAUUGGGUAUUUUGUGAUUCAGACAUAUCUGCCUUGCAUCAUGACUGUCAUUCUCUCCCAAGUUUCAUUCUGGCUUAACAGAGAAUCUGUGCCUGCAAGAACUGUGUUUGGAGUAACAACCGUCCUAACAAUGACAACUCUAAGCAUCAGUGCUCGGAAUUCUCUCCCCAAAGUGGCUUAUGCAACUGCCAUGGACUGGUUUAUUGCUGUUUGUUAUGCAUUUGUGUUCUCUGCCCUAAUUGAGUUUGCAACUGUUAAUUACUUCACCAAAAGAGGAUGGGCUUGGGAUGGGAAGAGUGUAGUCAAUGACAAGUCCCCUUCAAUAAAAGCUGAAGGCAUUACAUUAACAUACAACUCAGUGAAAGCAAUUCUUCAAGGAGCUAAGCUAAUAUGGUCCAAGUAUAUAGCUUUCUCAUGGCCCAAUUUAUUCCAAGAAAAGACUUUAGAGUACUUAGAGAAGUGGAUGGACUGUUUAACCUUCAAACAAUCUUCUAAAAAAGAAAAGGCCUCUGUUAUGAUACAGAACAAUGCUUAUGCAGUGGCUGUUGCCAAUUAUGCCCCGAAUCUUUCAAAAGAUCCAGUUCUGUCCACCAUCUCCAAGAGCGCAACCACGCCAGAACCCAACAAGAAGCCGGAAAACAAGCCAGCUGAAGCCAAGAAAACUUUUAACAGUGUUAGCAAAAUUGACAGAAUGUCCAGAAUAGUUUUUCCAGUUUUGUUUGGUACAUUUAAUUUAGUUUAUUGGGCUACAUAUUUAAACAGAGAACCUGUAUUAGGGGUCAGUCCUUGAAUUGAGACCCAUGUUAUCUUUGGGAUGUAUAGCAACAUUAAAUUUCGUUUGUUUUGCUAUGUACAGUCUGACUAAUAACUGCUAAUUUGUGAUCCAAUGUGUACAGUAUGUAUAUAGUGAUACAGCUUACCAGUAGACCUUUAAUGGAGACAUGCAUUUGCUAUCUCAUGGAACUGCAGACAGAAAGCACUUCAUGCCAAAAGAGCCAUUGCCUUUUUUCCAAGAUUUACCCUUGGACCUAAUUUUAAGUGAAUUUCAGAUGACCUGAUUUAUUUCCUAUCGUUCUAAUAGAGAUGAAUAUGGGAAUCCUGUACAACCCUUUGUGAACCCUUUUGGUUUAGCUCUUAAGUAAGGUAUUUUCUACUGUUGCUUAGUUAUGAUGGAAGGUAACAUUGUCAUUCAUAGAUGAAUUCUUCUAAGUGACAGAACAUUGUAUCUGCGACAUCAUCUCCCUUCAUGAGUGCUCAGAAUCCCUGCUAAUGUAAUUGGAAGCUUGGCACAUAUAAGAAAAACUAGAGUUUUGAAAUCAGCUUUUAAUUACUAUGUAUAGAAUCUAUAGCCAUGUACAUAUUUCAGCAUGACAAAUUCAAAUAAUUAUGAGUCCACCCUACAGGAUGUUAAUUAUGCCUAUGAUUUAAUAACUAUUGGAAUGUCAUGGUCAUUACAUUUUUAGCUUCAGAGUUUAUUUGAAAGUAAUAAUUGAAAUCCUACAAUUUAUUUCAAUCAUUGGAAGCUACCUUAAUUUAAAAAAAAAAGAAAAUAAAUGUGUCUUACUCUUUCCAGGUAUGUGUUGUAUUGAAAUUGAUCAGCUAAAUUUUACUGGUGCUGGACACUGGAAAAAGCAUCCAGUUUGGUUGCUGUGGAGCAAUAUGCAUAUUGGAUUGGAAAAUUGUGCCAAAAACUCCCACUGAUGAGAAUUCAUAGGUGUCUCACACUACGAUGAGCACUUAUAUGAUUCUCCUCUUUCCUGUUUACUGCAAAUUCUGCCUUAAGGCUUCUUUUCAAGACUCAGAAGCCACUAAUUAUAAAGGAAAGGGCAGUUAAUUGGCACAUUUUUCUGUUGUGAAAGCAGUUCUUUCAGAUAAGAAUUAAUGUAAAUCUGCUUUUGUAAAUUGCAACUUUAAAUUUCGCUGACUCAAGUUUACAACAGCUUUGUAUACCAGAAGAGAUUUUGGUAAGUGUUGAACAUUUUUACACUGCAACUUUAAAACAUCACCAAUAGAUUGUGGAUUAUUUCACAUACACAAACAUAAACACACACACAUGCACACACACACAUGCACACACAAACACAGCUAAAUUAGAAACCACAUUUUAAAUUUUAUAUAAUUACUAUUAAUGGGUAAAAUUCAUUUUUCUUUUAAUAUUUUUAAAUAUUAUUUACACCCCUAAAAUAUGCUAAUAAAAGUUAAAAAUUGUGUAUAUGCCUAGAUUCAAAGUUUUUGGCAAACCUCAAAUACUUUUCAUUGACAUAAACAUUAGCAGUUAUUAGUUGACUUUUACUAUUAGAUGCACCUUUACAAUGGUGUUUUUGUAGAAACAUAAGUAGUCAAAUAGUGACAUUUCUUGCAGUUUUGUACAGUAUUUGAAUAUAGUGCAUAAACAGGUAUGUUCAUAAAAUCAAUAAAAGGAAUAUCUAUGGAAAUAAGCAAAAUCUCAACAAAAUUGCUAUUCCUUUGCCUCAUUUAAUUUUUUUAAAUUUCCUUUGUUUCAAUGUGAUUCUAUUAUAUGUUUUGCAUGAUUGUAUAAUACCAAGUUCACAAAUGCAUCUUAUUAACAGAAUUUGCCAAGAAGACAGCCUUGGCAUUAAAAAUUCCCUCUCAAAAGGUAAUCCAUAAUCCUUAAUAAAAUAAAAUUGUUAUAUGAGCCAAUAAAUGUAUUUCUUUAAUUCCCUUCCAGUAACACCUUCUUUGUCACCUAGUUUUAAAAUGUGCACUUUAUAUACUGAAACAGAAGAUAUCCUACUAUACAUUUAAAUACAGCAUAGCUCUUCUGUGUAGUUUAGAGAUGUUUGAAAUUGUCUGAGAAAGUACGCAACGCUUGAAAGUAAGCAAUGAAAUUGCUUUAUGUGGUAUGCAUUAUUAGACACGUUUAAAGUAUUUUUCUUGUAAAGUCCACACUGCCUCUUUAAUGUCUGACUAUGAAUUAUAAAUUUAUAAAUAUGUGAAUAUGUAAAAAUCAUUGUAAAUAACAGUUUCUGUAUGACCACAUAAAAAACUCAUCUAUACUUUAGGCAAAGAGCUGCUAUUAUGUUGAUGGCACUAGUUUUGUUAGCAUUUAUGGAAGAUUGACCAGGAAACAUAUUAUUGUUAUUCUUAUUUUUAAUUUCAGUUGUUAAAAUUUUAUUUGAGUGCGAUGACAUUCUGACAGUUUAGAUUUUUCAGUAAUAUGGAUCAGAACUCUCUGUAAUUUCACGAGAGAUGCUUCAUGGAAAUUGCUUUUAAAUUAUAGAACAAGAUUUUCAACAAUUAUUCUCCUUUCCAUGAACCAAUUUAAAAACAAAUUAAAAGAAUGUUAAUUUAUCACAAUAAGACCAAUUUUUCAGGAAAUACAUUUUACAUAUACUAACACUGAUCUCUUUCGUCCAUAAGAUUAUACCUAUUUUAUGCAGUUAUAUAAUCACAUAAAGUGUUAUGAUAUGUACAAAAUGUAGAUAAAUAUAUGUACAUACAUAUAAGUUUAAUCUCAUUAUUUUAUAGCUACUACUCUGAUUCAAGUAAUAUUUAUUCAAAAAUAUUUUUACCUCCUUUGCCAUGCCCUGAAAUUGGUGUUAAUAUCACUCAUGUAACAUCCACUGAAUUUAGUUGAAAUUUUAAGUACAUCUCAUUCUUUUAAUGACAUGAAAUUAAAGACUAUAUAAAACAUUUAAAUUAACUAAGUACUCGGAGUUCUUUAAUGAGCUAUGAUAUCACUAGUGUGCUAAGGUGGUAGCUGUUUUUUCUCCUUUACAUGUUCCUAUAUGUCUUAUUAUGAAAUGGAACAAAUAGAACCAUUUAAAAAAUUUUUAAAAACUUUUGUGAUUUUAUUAAGUGUCGAUCUUAAGGUUUAGAAAUCUAUUCAGGGAUUUCUUUGUUUUGAAUUGAUCUCAGAUUUGGAUAAGUGGUCUCCUUGAGCUGUGUUUCUAAAUUUUUUUCUUAAAUAGUUCAUAGUUUGUUUUUAACAACAACACAGAAGCUAUGAUUUCACUGUCAUUUUUUUGGUAAGUAUACUUUGGUAAAUAUAUCUGGGGGCAGAUAGAUAUAUGAUUGCAUUUAUGUGGCUCUUUUGGAAUUUCUGGUUGAGGGACAGGAAUCCUGCCAUGACAUAAUCAUGGAUUCUAGAAGAGCACCAAAGUUUUAGAGGUACUUUACUUUGGCAUGGCCUGUCAUCAUUCCAAUGAAAGAAUAAAGGAAAUAGCUCAAGUCACCUUCUGCAUUGUCAUGGUUCUUCAGCAUGACAAAAAAAAAUUGUUUAAUGUAUUUUAUGCCCAAUACCCUCAGACACAUGUCUGUGAAACAUAGACAUAUUUAUUUACUUACUUGGAAAUCCAAAAUCAUGUUAAUAGAUUACUAAACAGAUUAUUUGUGUUAUUAGUCUCCUGGC